AUUUUUUUGACAUUAUUAUUAAAUACUUUGAUAUAAAUUUUACUUUAAAAAAUCCAAACUGGAAGGUGUAAAUGAAGUUAUUGUGAUACACAAGGAUAGGGAAACAAGUACCGUAUACGGCAUGCCAUGUCACGGUCCGAAGACUACUGUUGAAAAGGAUUGGCCCUAUGAUGAAUAUUAUCAGGGUGAGAGAGACCAGGAUCAAAGGAAACACGGGCAUGGUGGGAACCACUGGACUGGAGCCGAGUCCCAGCAAUCGUACGAUGGUAGCCUACUACGUGAUACCAUGCACGGCUACGGCGACUACCGCUGGCGCUACAUCGACGCUAACCACAUGGCCUUCACCUACGAAGGUCACUACUACAACAACCGCAUGCAUGGCUACGGGACUAUGUCGUAUCCCGAUGGACGUGUCUUUAAGGGAUUGUACUAUAACGACGUGCGCUGGGGACCUGGCGUGGAGUCCCACGCUUGCCUUCGCGCGGACGUAGGUCUCUGGCGUGGUACGCAGCUGAUGCGCCUCUCCUGGCGACCUUCGGCUCCCCCCAUAGCCCCCGACCUGGAUACUUCGACACACGGAAGCAAUACAGUGGCUCCUCAUCGUAUCAAACUAAUUAAUGAGACAAAGAUUGUUGGCGAAGUAAAUUCGGCUCUAGAUCUGCUGAAGAAGCACGGGUGUGAUCCGUUGGUGGCGGCGGAGAACUGGCCCAGGCUGUACCCGAAGUCCUGCACUGAUACCAACAGUCAGCUCUGCCAUGUGGAGCUUUUCGACCGCGCCUACUACAACAACCAAAUUAACACCCUUGUCGAGCACUCUGGAACUUUACCGGCGGUAAGUGACGACAGUAUGACCAAGGACAGUUUGCCCGAAGACAAAGUGUACAACGCAUGGAACAACAACAGGAUGAUCAUACACAUGAUGAAGCAUUGCUACCAGCACGAGGAGCAGCGAGCCAAGUUCAAGCUGCAGCUGAACAAAAUAAUGUCUGGCCCCAGGAGCUCCUUCAAACCUGCUGGGAGGCAUGAGCUGGAUUGCAGGACGAUGUUAAUGGCAUGUUUUUUGGGACACAUCUCCAACGUUGCCCAGCUAAUUAAUGAGUUUGAUGUAAACCCUAACGUCACAGAUUUAAAAGGGAAUUCGGCAAUGAUGUACGCAGCGUGCGGAGAUCAGCCCGAAAUAAUUCAUUUCUUGCUGGAAGCCGGAGCCGAAAUAGACAGCCAGAACGAUGUGUGCUGCACCCCGCUAGGCAUCGCUCUGCUGCGGUUCACGAUGGCUCGCUGGGAGAUACCGCCAGGGUCGAUGCUAGCGGCGCUACUGCCACCAACACACCACUUGCCCCACGUAGCAGAACAUGCAGUUUUAGAAUGGCAUAUAAAAAGAGAUUUAAACCCGCCUCCUGCAGUUGCACCAUUAUCUAAGGUCCCCAGUAAAACACUGAAGCCUUUAGGUACGAAAAGAAUGGCUUCAGUGGUACCAGCAACGGCCACGAAAAGAAAAUCUGAAGUAAAACCAAUACCAGAACCAGUUGCUGAAAGCAGACCAAGCGCAGUUGAAGACGCAUUCUCAGAAGAAAAACGACUCUAUAGUACAAUCAAUAGUGAAUAUUUAAUACGAGUCCAUGAUGAGUUUGCAUCGAUUGUUCCACAUUCGUCAAUUCCGAAUAUUUUUGAAGUUCGAGAUAUGUCUAAAGAAGUUGACGCAGACAUUUUGAUGUUUGAAGAUGAUCACAGAAAGAUGCCGGAUAAAAAUGCUAAGAGAGUUGCGUCGAAAGUUAUAAAGGAUACUUUGAGACCCAGCAGAGACAUGAUGUGGCAGGCAUUCGAUACGGAAAACGACAUGAUAGAUACCAUAGAACAAAUGAAACAGGAUAAGAUGGGGCGGAUAAUGUUGACCAUCCUUCAGUUACUGGAAGACGGCGCAGACCCGCGCAAAGUCAAGUGUCCACAACCCCCACUCUUGAUAGCUACUGUGGCCGGCUGUGCUGACUUAAUUCGUGAACUCGUUCGCCAUGGCGCGGAUGUCAAUGAAGCCUUUCCAAAAUCGUUAGGAUACACAUCACUAGAUAUAGCUGUUAGCGGACCCUUGACGUUCGACAAUUUAGAAGUAAUACGCUCCUUGCUUGAGAGUGGAGCUCGAACAGACCACAGAUUACCGAUCCCUGAUGGAGUGGCGUCCGGAUCUCUGGAACCAGCAGUUCUAAACGUAGAAGGGCCAACAUUACUCCAUGCAAUAAUGGCGAGGAAAGUAGACUUUGAACCAGAGGAAGAGGUUCGUCGUAACAUCCUAGAAUUACUUCUUGAACAUGGCUGCGAUCCUAUAACUCAAUAUAAGGGUCACUCAGCAGUUAAUAUGGCUAUGUUAAAGAGUAUGGAUAUAUUCGACAUCGUCUUGAGAAGCCCCAACACUGACCUCAACGCUAUCAUCAAUGAAAAUAAUCAAACUAUUUUGGUGAAAAUGUUCUAUUUGCCAUAUUGCAAGUUGAUUCCACUCCAAGAAAAAAUACAAAUGUUGACAAACCUGCUCCUAUUCGGCGCAGAUCCUCUUAUAAAAUGUCAAAAUGGGAAGGAUGAAUACAGCAACCUCUUCGUUUAUGCAAGAAAGGUUUUGUCUGAUCUAGAAUCGUCUCGAAAGCCUCCAAGUCCCACCGGAGGGAACGCAAAGAAGGCUAAAAGCGAAGUCAAACCAAAGAAAGAUACCAAGACGAAGGAUACUAAGUCUGCGAAAGCCGUAGGAGUAGCGAGGACGGCGGCCGAUGACAUCGCUGAUUACAAACAAGCACUGGACCUAGUCGUCGAGUGCGCAAGACUCCUGUACAUCAGGUGGCUGCAAGCCAAGCUUCUGAUUGAGCUGAUUGAAAUCGUUGACAAAUAUAAACAUCGUCAAUGGAACAUGAUACUGAAGGAGCACAAAAAUAAGAAAAGUACAGGCCUCUGGCUAACAGCCCUCCGAUGCCUCGAAAUCUGGGAAGUCCUAAAGACCACCAAGAAAAAAGUAUACAACGACCGGAUCCUGAGGCACUUGCUUUGCAUUGUCCACUUUUAUUACAAGAGAAUGUGGAAAGUUUUGCGGGGAUGGCCUAUCGUGAAACCUUCCAACACCAUGACGUCACAGGAGAAGGCUUUGAUAGAGUCCGAAGUUAUGGCGUUCAUCCACGAACAUAAGUUGGCUACGAUGUCGACCCCAGACGUGAUGACUUCUAGACGACCGUAUGUUACACCGGAGCUUACUGUAAAAGGGACUGAAAAGUUCAACGUGUGUUUCGAUUGUGCCUUACCGCUUGUUGACGAUAAGAUACCUUGUGCAUCCUGCAAAUUAAUCUCAUUCUGCUCCUUUGACUGCAUGAAAGCAAACAUCGGUAGAGCCAAUUGCCAUCCAUGCAGUGAAUAUUUGAAAAACAAAUAUUUCCCAACGCCCGAAGAAGCUGAUACUGAAACUGAAACUGAUCUUGUUUAAAUAGAUUCUGUUUGUUUAUAGUAUUUAAUUUUAUGUUUUCUUGUACCUACAGUAAAUAUUUUAUAUUAAUUUAA
Molecule: messenger RNA, 3528 nt
Organism: Trichoplusia ni (cabbage looper)
Lineage: Eukaryota; Metazoa; Arthropoda; Insecta; Lepidoptera; Noctuidae
Product: ankyrin repeat and MYND domain-containing protein 1-like
Exons: 15
Coding region: 122-3454 (1110 amino acids)
Molecular function (GO): protein binding
Source: RefSeq, a predicted model, not a curated record